Clarias gariepinus (North African catfish) is the source of this 803-nucleotide messenger RNA. RefSeq names its product ladderlectin-like. The transcript is spliced from 9 exons. The coding region runs from base 60 to 647 and encodes 195 amino acids. The record is from RefSeq and is a predicted model, not a curated record. Gene Ontology annotation, molecular function: signaling receptor activity. NCBI's taxonomy places the organism in Eukaryota, Metazoa, Chordata, Actinopteri, Siluriformes, Clariidae.
AUUUUCUGCCAGACAGAUCUUACUAGAGACCUACAGCUACUGUCAUCAUCAUCAUCAUCAUGAAGGUUUGGAUUGUGUGUGCACUGCUGUGUACUAUCUUUACACUUAGGACUGCCACAGCUGCAGCAGUUCCUGCAGAGACUAAACCUGAGCAGGAACAGAGACUUCCAGGGGAAGCUUCUGAACUGGCUGUAGAGAAGGUGAUUGAGGCAGCUGACGAUAAGGGGGAAGCUCUUAAAUUAGAUGCAGAUGCAGAAGAUAAGUAUAACUACUGUCCGUCUGGAUGGGUUAAAUAUGGGUCACGUUGUUUUCGUCUUGUGAGGACAACUCUGUCUUGGCUCAACGCUGAGGCUCAGUGUGUAGCUCAAAAUGCAAAACUUGUAUCUGUACGCAACCUUGGAGAAUAUAACUUCCUGCAGAGUUUACUAGACAUGGCGGGUGUAACACAAGCUUGGAUUGGAGCUUACUACUUUCAGGGAGUGUGGCUGUGGGCUGACACGUCUCGGUGGAGUUACAGUAAUUGGCAGUCACUGAGCAGUGGGUCCAGCUAUCCAUGUGCUUACAUGAGGAACAAUGUUGGAUGGUAUAACACUAACUGUGGAAGUGGAUAUGCAUCUGUCUGUGCUAUUGACCUACACGCUUGCUAAAGGACAUGAAUGUAAUAUCACCUAUUAUUUUGAAGCUGACAUGAUUAUAAGAAAAAUAAAUAGUUUUUUUGUCUUGAGAACACUUGAACACUGUACACUGUGAACACUGUACCAAUGAACACUGUUUAUGUCACUUAAUAAAAACAUCAAAAAUAU